This is a messenger RNA of Labrus mixtus (cuckoo wrasse), 3141 nucleotides long. RefSeq names its product midline 1 (gene mid1). The record is from RefSeq and is a predicted model, not a curated record. Bases 332 to 2401 code for a protein of 689 amino acids. The transcript has 11 exons. Lineage: Eukaryota; Metazoa; Chordata; Actinopteri; Labriformes; Labridae. Gene Ontology annotation, molecular function: protein binding; zinc ion binding.
UAGGUGGAGCUGGCUUUCCUGGAAUUGUCGGGCAACUUUUCCUGUUGUGCUUGCUACCUCUUGCUCAAUCUUUUGCCUAAUGACAGCUCUGCUUCGGGAUUACUGGGGCUGUGAGGACUUGUGCCAUCUGGAUGCUUGUCUCUCUAGCAAUGCCUGGGUGUAUGGCUGGCUGGUGUAGUUGUUGUCAUGAAAAUGUUUUUCAGAAUUUAGAUCAGACGUUUUUUUCCCCUUCAGCAGAAAUGUCUCGGCAGUGCAAAGUGGGGCGAAAUCCAUCGAUAGCUGAUCAGCUUCCCUGGAUUUCGCAGUCGACCCUGCUUUGUUUUGCCUGAAGAUGGAAACAUUGGAGUCGGAGCUGACCUGCCCAAUCUGUCUGGAGCUCUUUGAGGACCCGUUGCUCUUGCCCUGCGCUCACAGCCUUUGUUUCAACUGUGCCCAUCGUAUCCUGGUCUCACACUGCACCCCCACCGAGCCAAUUCAGUCCAUCAGCGCCUUCCAGUGCCCGACCUGUCGCCAUGUCAUCACUCUCAACCAGAGGGGCCUAGAGGGACUCAAACGCAACGUUACACUACAGAACAUCAUAGACCGCUACCAGAAGGCUUCCCUGAGCGGACCUAACUCUCCUAACGAGACCCGGCGUGAGCGAGCUGCCCCCGACAGCAGAGCCAUGACUUCUCCCACCGAUCGCGUGCAGUGUCAGUUCUGCGAGCAGGACCCUCCACAGGACGCCGUGAAGACCUGCGUCACCUGCGAGGUGUCAUAUUGCGACGAGUGUCUAAAGGCCACCCACCCCAACAAGAAGCCUUUCACAGGCCACCGUCUGAUAGAGCCACUGCUGGACUCCCAUCUGAGAGGACUCAUGUGUCUGGAGCACGAGGAGGAGAAGGUCAACAUGUACUGUGUGACAGACGAACAGUUGAUCUGUGCUUUGUGUAAGCUGGUUGGCCGACACCGGGACCACCAAGUGUCAGCCCUCAGUGACCGCUAUGACAAACUGAAGAAAUCUCCUGGCCGCUUUCUCUGUGUGGGGCGUGAUCGUUCACACCAGGAGGCCGACCAGCAAACCUUGGAUUCCAACCUCAGCAGUCUAAUCAAGAGGACCAGUGAGUUGGAAAGUCUGAUGGGCAAACUUAUCCAAACCUGCCAGCAUGUGGAGGUUAAUGCAUCGCGACAAGAAAACAAGCUGCUGGAGGAGUGCGACCUGCUGAUUAAUAUCAUACAGCAGAGAAGACAGAUCAUAGCUACCAAGAUAAAGGAGGGGAAGUCUGUGCGGCUGAGGAAGCUAGCUCAGCAGAUCGGCAGCUGCAAGCAGUGCAUCGAGAGGUCCUCGUCCCUCAUAACACAGGCCGACCAAACUCUUAAAGAGACGGAUCACACUCGAUUCCUCCAGACAGCUAAGAACAUAUGUGAAAGAGUUUCAAUGGCAACAGCAUCCUCCCAAAUCCUGUUACCAGAAAUUAACCUGAACGACACCUUCGAUACUUUCGCUUUGGACUUUUCAAGGGAGAAAAAAAUGCUUGAAACCUUGGAUUACCUCACAGCACCAAAUCCACCAGUAAUCCGUGAGGAAUUAUGUACAGCUUCGUAUGACACAAUCACAGUCCACUGGACGUCAGAAGAUGAAUUCUCGGUCGUAUCAUAUGAACUCCAGUAUGCCAUCUUCACCAGCCACUCCAAUGUUGUCAGUUUGUGUAACUCUGCUGAUAGCUGGAUGAUUGUACCAAACAUCAAACAAAAUCACUACACUGUGCACGGCCUCCAGUGUGGCACCAAGUACAUUUUCAUAGUGAAAGCCAUAAACCAGGCUGGAAGCCGUAGCAGUGAACCAGGGAAGCUCAAGACUAACAGUCAACCCUUUAAGUUGGACCCAAAGUCAGCUCACAGGAAGCUAAGAGUGUCACAUGACAACCUGACAGUGGAGAGGGAUGAAACAUCAUCCAAGAAGAGCCACAGCCAGGACCGCUUCUCCAGCCACAGCAGCUACGGUGUCACAGGAAAUGUCUACAUCGACAGCGGACGCCAUUACUGGGAAGCUCUGAUAGGAGGAAGCACAUGGUUUGCAGUUGGAAUUGCAUACAAAUCAGCACCAAAGCACGAGUGGGUUGGCAAAAACUCUGCUUCCUGGGUCCUGUCUCGAUGCAACAACUCAUGGGUGGUGCGUCACAACUGUAAGGAGAUGCCCAUCGAGCCGUCUCCCCACCUGAGAAGACUCGGGAUAUUGCUGGACUAUGACUCCGGAUCUCUGUCUUUCUAUGACGCUGUCGGCUCCCAGCACUUGUACACAUUUGACAUCGCCUUCGCUCAGCCUGUGUGCCCCGUGUUUAAUGUGUGGAACCGGUGUUUAACAGUCCUCACUGGACUGCCAAUCCCGGAUCACUUAGAGGGGACCGGCUACAACGACUGAAGAAACCUGCCCUGCCACAGUUUCUUUGUUUACCCAAAAAGAGACCUGCCUGCCACCUCAUUGUGAUGCCUACAUAAUGUUGACAAAAUAAAAACAGUAACCAAACGAGAUGCUCUUAAUAUCCCAGGAUAACAUUCCUUGUUAAGUCCUUUGUUGAAAUUAAUUUUAAUUAUUUAAGAAAGUUAUUUUGAAGCAUCUGAAGAUGUUUGUCUUUGCUUUGCACAUUUCUGUACAUUGGACUGCUGGGUGGUUUUAGGGGUUUGCUUACAUUUUUAACUUCAUUCUGUUAUUUCUAAUACCACACACUUCACUUCCUGUGCUCAUGAGGUUGAUAAUAAACCUCCAAGUGACAAGCAAUAACUUUGACUGUAAUGUUUUGGAAUGUUGAAUGAUAGGUUAUUUUUAAUGAAAUAUUUUUUAAAGUCAAUGCUCCUUCAGAAGGUGUCACUAUAAAAUGUAUACUAAGCCACUUAGACCUUGUACCAUUAUGCAACCUUUCCAUGUCAUUGUUUUUUAUGGAGAAAAACACUUCAGAUAGAUUUCAGUAGAUAAAAGCAGCUUCACUUGUAAUGUGAAAUCCGUCAAAUCAAAUAUUUCCUUCAAAUAUUUAUUCUGUGUUCAUGUGCCAUUACAGACCUGCAUAACCAUUUUAAUCUUUGUUGUAGCAGUUUCACAAGAGCUCCUCAUUGCGGUUUUCACAUUUUAGUUUUCUCUGACAAAAUAAAAGUGACGUCCUCUGA